CUAUGCCCCUAUCUGAACUCGCCCAGUCUGGCUCGGGCAUCCGCUGAGUUAACUACCCUGAAUAAUUUUUUCAGUGUUUUGUGUGUGUGUAGUGUUGUGAUUUCACUCCCUUGGAUUUGUGGUUGUGUAUAGGUGACACCGAGAACGACGUCAGAUUAGAUUAGAUAAGAUGUAAUUCGCCGGACGUAUAGCAUUCGUGACCAGAAAAAUGCCGAACAAAACCAGUGCAAUGUGUAGAUAACAGAAGUGUGUUCGGUACUGCAGUUAUGCUUUUAGGAAAGUGAGAGAAUUAUGAUCACGUGAGCGGUUUCCGUUGUGAAGUGUCCGUUUGAGAAUAAUGAUUAGUGCGGUGUGAAAAAUGGGCUGCAAGUUGGGGAAAUUAGCGGCGUCUGAACGCCAGAGGGGGGAUCCCGCCCCGGCAUUGAGCGAUGGGCCCCCCCCAGCCACGGACCCUAGGCUCCCGUUGACGGCUAAGCAGAAAUAUUCCAUGCUUGCGUCAUGGAAAGGAAUUUCAAGGGCGAUGGAGAAGACUGGAAUCUGUAUGUUUAUAAAAUUAUUUGAAGAGAACCAAGACCUGCUAAACAUGUUCGAGAAAUUUCGUCAGUGCAAGACCAAAGAGGAACAAAUCAAUUCAAUGGAGUUAGCGGAACAUGCCAACAACGUUAUGAACACUUUGGACGAAGGCAUCAAGGGGCUGGAUGAUUUGGACAACUUUUUCGAGUAUAUACACCAAGUCGGCGCCAGCCAUCGGAAGAUACCGGGAUUCAAAGUCGAGUAUUUUUGGAAAAUCGAAGCACCGUUCCUGGCUGCCGUCGAGUCUACGUUAGGAGACCGGUACACGCCAAACGUAGAGAACAUUUACAAAAUAACAAUUAAAUUUAUAUUAGAAACCCUCGUCGAAGGUUUUGAGAAGGCUGGCAAAAGCUCGUGAGCAAAGAUAUAAGCCCUAAUGAUUUUAAACCAUGUUAUAACUUAUUCGCUGAGAAAAAUAUUGAUUUAUUGUAUCAAACAUCGAUAAUUGUUGAUAAAGUUGGUACAAUGAGACGAAUGUCAAAAAAAAAGAAGUCAACUGAAAUGGUUUGACUGAAUAAUUUUGAUUAAGUAAAGACUCGCUUACCAAAUUUAAUCCUUAACAAACCUUGCAUAUUAAUGGAAUAAACAAAGAACCGUUCCGAAACCUCUUUGAAAAUAUUCAAAUUUUACGUGCCAAGAUUGUAACGUUGAAAUGGCAAAAAGAUAUUUUGAUUAUAUGAGGUUAUAACUGUCAUUGUUGUUUAGGUGUCUGAUAAAAAUAAUAAUAAUCAAAUUUUCUGGGGAUAUUUAGAUAUGGCGCAAAAAGUAAGAACAGUAUAAUUCUAGUCGUCAACGCAAUGUGGAAUUAAAAACGUCAAUUUGUCAAGAACUGUUAUAAAAUAAUGGACUACAUAAAUGUGUAUAAAGUGAGUAAUAUAAACAUUAUGUAUAGGAAUAUGUUUUCGUUGCAAUUGUUAGACAAAUCAUAAUAAUUUAUAGCAUUUAGGCCUUAUGUUUAAUUGGAGUAUGAAAUGUUGAAGUUGUUUUAAACUAUCAUUUAUAGAACGCUUAUUAAUAGAAUAUAAUUUCAAUAAAGUAAAGAAAUAAUAUGUAGUUUAUAAUAGGUAUAAAUGUGCGUGUAUUAUUAAUAUAAAUAAACAUUUAUUUUGAUGUAACAAACGCUUGUUAAAGUUAUAAUUGUAUUAUUUGUUGUUAUUUAAUGCACUUAUAUGGCUGGUCCAAUAUUUUAGGAAUUAAUAUUCUUUUCUUAUUCGAUUUUUAGAAUAUAAAUUGCGUCUUCCUGUGUGUUUUAUUAAUAUCUUUUCUACUCGUAUUUUCUUUUUUUCUUUGGUUCAGAUGUAAGAGUCAUUGUAAUUUCGGACCAAGGGUCUUAUCAGAAGCGCAAACGUAGCACAACCUAAAUACUAUUUUUGAAAUACGAUUUAAUAUAAUAUACCUUAAGCAAUUGUGAAGAAAAAUGUACACGCAAAUAUUUUUUAGACUUGAAUCUCAACUCGUUGAUAGCACUUUACAAAACAGAUUUUUAUUACAACUUUACAAUAACAAACCAAUAGUUAUUUUGUAUAUCGAAAUGUAUUUCAAUCCGAUGUAGUAUUAAGCGCUUAAAAUUUAUAUCAGAAACAUGAUAUUGAAUUGUAAAAUGUGUACAGUUUGGCAGCAAAUUAUCAAAAUAUCAUCAAGUUAAAUUCAAUUUCGUCAACAAAACUUUAGUUGUAAAAUUACACAAUCAAACGAGUUUGUUAAUACUCGUAUUUUAUUGAGUAAUAGUUGUACAUCGUUGUUAAGGUCUGUUGCGCUUAGUACUAUGAAUAUUUCAGUUACAAGAAAAAGAGCCUUUACAUUAUUAUUCUUUUGUGUGGCCUUCGGAAUACUCGUACGAAUCUAACCUGCCCGCUGUUCUCGAUCGAUCGGAACUCGAACUUUGUAACUUGCAAGUUAUAAACGAUUCUCUAGCAUAUUCCAACGUCGAUAAAAAUGACAGUUUGAUAGUUGUUUGACAUGGAGAAAAUAGUUUGAACAACUUAGAAAAAUGUUGAUAGAUGAAAUUUUUUUAUAAAAUUAAACCCUUAUUGCUUUACUGAAAUUUUGAUUGAUUGUAAAUGAAAGGCCGUUAAUGUAGUAAUAGCUAUUCCUACUUCACCUUAAGGAAAUCUUUCUACUAUAGAAUUUUCACAACGGGAUUGAUCAAAUUAAAAUCAUUUUCAAUCAAUCAAGAUCCUAUUAAGUCUACUGUUGUUCUUUCUAUUUUAUUUUUCAGGUAGGCACUAAUGAUGUUAUUAUCUUCUAUUUUUUUCAUCGUAUUGCAAUUUUUUUUUCGAAUAAUUUUUAUUGUAUUACUUAAUACAGAACGUGGUCUUUUAGACUUUUUAAAACUGUUAGUUCUGUCCACUCCGCAAGGGAUAUAAACGUGUCUGGCGAGUAAUACUUAAAUGUACAGACAGUAUAAAUUUCAAUACAUUUUGUCUAUAGAAAAUGUGUUACGUUCUACAUUUCUCAACUGGUAUGUGUCAGUAGAAAAUUGUAAAUCCAGCCAGUAUUGUUAUUUAAAAAUCAAAUGAUGGACUACUCUUUUAACUUAAAUGUAAUAAUGUAUGUAUGAUUGUAUUUAAAAUUGUAAUUAAGAUGAUUGUAAUAAUGAUUGUGUGAUACAAUUCGAUAUUAACGCCAUCUAUCGCCACAAAAGCGAGAGUGUCACAAUUUUGAAACGGCCGUGUUGGGCGGGAGUUUAUAUUAAUGUAAUUAAUAAUUUAUUUAAGAGAUGAAUGUGUUGUAACAAAUCGUCGUUUAAGAUCUGUGUAAUGAAGUGUUAAUUUGGUUUUAAAUAAAAAUUAUUUAAAAGUGAA
This is a messenger RNA of Amyelois transitella, 3377 nucleotides long. Its product is annotated as neuroglobin. The coding region runs from base 359 to 931 and encodes 190 amino acids. The record is from RefSeq and is a predicted model, not a curated record. The transcript is spliced from 4 exons. Gene Ontology annotation, molecular function: heme binding; oxygen binding. NCBI's taxonomy places the organism in Eukaryota, Metazoa, Arthropoda, Insecta, Lepidoptera, Pyralidae.